Molecule: messenger RNA, 627 nt
Organism: Toxoplasma gondii ME49
Lineage: Eukaryota; Apicomplexa; Conoidasida; Eucoccidiorida; Sarcocystidae
Exons: 6
Coding region: 1-627 (208 amino acids)
Source: RefSeq, a predicted model, not a curated record
AUGUGCGGUAUUCGGGCGCCCCCGCAUUUUUGGUCCCCUACAACUACGUGCGAUGUGUUGGGCGUCACGCGGCUUCUGUUAGUCCUUCCUUUGAGCGGUUUCUUUCGGUGGGAAAGAGUGCAAGUCAAGAUGACGGACGAAACUGAACCUCAAGAGCAAAUGCCUCUGCCUGAACCUCCUGAAAGUAUUACUCAGAGGCUGUGCCGCAUCCAACAGAAAGUACGAGAGCUGGAGAAAGAAAGCAUGAAGCUUCACCAGACGUCGAAUAACACAGCAUCGGCGACUGAAAAGGAAACCCUGCCCACCCACGAUAGUGACUCUACUUUCUUGAGGAUGCAGACAGAUAUUCUGGAAGAGCAUGAACAACUAAUGAGGGAACAAGAAGCUGAAAUUCGAGCCCUAAAAGAACAACUGUCAAAAAUGAAGGGCACCUUAUCUGCAGAUCAAGGACGCUCUGCCCCCGCUGUCGGUGACAGCUCUUACUGCUCACAGCCGAGUUUGCUUUGUAGAUGGCUUGCCUGUCUUCAUGGCUCUGGAAAUGACGACACCCGAAGUGAAUUAAGAAACUCCGACGGGGUGCUUCGGACAACUGUUCUGACAGCUGAAGUUACGCCUCCAGGAGUAUGA